Scomber scombrus (Atlantic mackerel) is the source of this 621-nucleotide messenger RNA. RefSeq names its product dual specificity phosphatase 14 (gene dusp14). The transcript has a single exon. Gene Ontology annotation, biological process: protein dephosphorylation. Gene Ontology annotation, cellular component: cytoplasm. The record is from RefSeq and is a predicted model, not a curated record. NCBI's taxonomy places the organism in Eukaryota, Metazoa, Chordata, Actinopteri, Scombriformes, Scombridae. Gene Ontology annotation, molecular function: MAP kinase tyrosine/serine/threonine phosphatase activity. The coding region runs from base 1 to 621 and encodes 206 amino acids.
AUGGGUUCCCGCAGCCAAGGCUUCUUCCACCACCAUCGUAGCUCCAUGGUGCCAGCUACGGUGCCGAGGCUGCUGCCAGAAAACAGCAGCCUGCUAGGGGGUAUCGCACAGAUCACCCCAAACCUUUUCCUCAGCAGAGGGAACGUGGCGUCCAACCGCAGCCUGCUUCUGUCUAAAGGCAUCACCUGUGUGGUCAACGCCACCAUCGAGCUCCCCAACUUCAACUGGCCGCACAUGGAGUAUGUAAAGGUCCCUCUGGCAGACAUGCCGCACUCCCCCAUCUCCUUGUACUUCGACAGUGUGGCCGAUAAGAUCCACAGCGUGGGACGAAAACGAGGGGCAGUGCUGGUGCACUGUGCAGCUGGGGUGAGCCGCUCAGCCUCUCUCUGCCUGGCGUACCUCAUGAAGUACCAUCGGGUGUCUCUGGCAGAAGCCCAUGCCUGGGUUAAAGCUCGUCGCCCCGUCAUCAGGCCCAACGGUGGCUUCUGGCGUCAGCUCAUUGAAUAUGAGAGGAAGCUGUUCGGCAGAAACUCUGUUAAGUUGGUGCAGACACCCUAUGGGGUCAUACCUGAUGUUUACGAGAGAGACCGCAGGAGCCUGGCUCCAUACUGGGGCCUGUGA